This is a messenger RNA of Aptenodytes forsteri (emperor penguin), 801 nucleotides long. Its product is annotated as elongation of very long chain fatty acids protein 4. Gene Ontology annotation, biological process: sphingolipid biosynthetic process; fatty acid elongation, monounsaturated fatty acid; fatty acid elongation, saturated fatty acid. Gene Ontology annotation, molecular function: fatty acid elongase activity. The transcript has 7 exons. The record is from RefSeq and is a predicted model, not a curated record. Gene Ontology annotation, cellular component: endoplasmic reticulum membrane. Bases 1 to 801 code for a protein of 266 amino acids. Lineage: Eukaryota; Metazoa; Chordata; Aves; Sphenisciformes; Spheniscidae.
AUGGUUUCAAUUUGGCAGAAAACUCAGGAAUUCUACAACUGGGUCCUUGAAAGUGGAGAUCCAAGGACAGACCCAUGGCCCCUGGUCCACUCUCCACUUCCAGUCACACUUCUCUUUGCCUUCUACCUCUUUGUCGUGGCACUGGGGCCCUUCUACAUGCGUAAGCGGAAACUGCUGAAGCUGCGAGGCCUGCUGAUUGCCUACAAUCUCGCCAUGAUGACAUUAUCAAGCUACAUGUUUUACGAGUUUCUGGUAACUUCAAUCUUGGACAACUACAGCUACCUGUGCCAGCCAGUGGAUUACAGCCGAAGUGAACUAGGAAUGAGGCAGAUGGCAAGAGUGUGUUGGUGGUUCUUCUUCUCCAAAGUCAUCGAGCUGCUUGAUACGGUUUUCUUUAUUGUGCGCAAGAAACAAGAACAGGUGACUUUUCUGCAUGUGUACCAUCAUGGCACUAUGCUGUUCAACUGGUGGUCAGGGGUCAAAUAUGUGCCUGGAGGACAAGCAUUCUUUAUUGGGAUGCUAAACUCCUUUGUACACAUCUUCAUGUAUGGCUAUUAUGCCCUGGCCAGCCUGGGACCACAGAUGCACCGUUACCUAUGGUGGAAGCGUUACCUAACCAUCAUGCAGCUGUGCCAGUUUGUAGCCAUUGCUGCUCAUUCUUCCUACAACCUCUUCACAGAAUGCCCGUUCCCCGAUGGCUUCAACACUGCAGUCUUCCUCUACAUUCUCAGCCUCAUUGCUCUCUUCCUACACUUCUACUAUCGGACCUACAUUAGGGGAAAGCAGGAGAAGCUAACUUAA